UAUUUUAUCAAUUUUUGUAAAAAACUACAUCCUGCUUAUGAAUUACCAUCCCCAACCGGCCCAUCAUGUAUAAUCGCUACCUGGGGAACUGUAUUUUUUAGUCUUACAUCAAUUUUUUUCCCUACGUGUAUUGCAAUUAAUCUGCAAAUAAUGUUCAUUCAUAGGUACAGGGGUAGACUUAAAUUAGAAAUGUUUUAUUUCAUAAUUUUGAUCGCUUUAGCCUCAAUUCUAUCAUUAGCUCUGUUCGCUGAUAACAUGUAUGGUUGGGAUGUGCCUGAAGCGGUGUGCUGGUACCGUGACUCAGGUACAAAAUUGAUGACAUUAUACAAGAAUCAAUCAGUAAACACCAAUAUUAGUGGCAAAACAAUUACAAGUAAACAUGAUAAGAAUGUUUUAAGGAAUAAGGCCAUUAUAUCAUUAGUGGUCAAAAGGGUUAUAUGUCAAUUUUGUGUUUCAAUACUGGCUACUGUCCUCUCAUUUCAAGGUUUUCUCAAUACCAUAGUUUUUAUGCAAGAUAUCACAGUUUCUAGAGCAUAUAGAUUAACAAAAUUAAACUGGUGGUAUAAUCACGUUAAUAAAUACGAAGAGUCAUAUCCCCAUUUAUCACGUAAUAAAGCAUUAGAUCCAUUAGAAUCGGUUGAUCGGGUUGAUCAUGAAUUAAAAGAUGAAAAUCAGAAACAAAGUCAGCAACAACCUUCCGUUGCCGAAAAAUUACGAUAUAAUUUGUUAACCUUAUUAUUUAGUAAACCAAAAGGAGAUGAAAU
This is a messenger RNA of Entrophospora candida, 764 nucleotides long. The record is from the annotation of a GenBank genome assembly. Lineage: Eukaryota; Fungi; Glomeromycota; Glomeromycetes; Entrophosporales; Entrophosporaceae.